AUGAAUGGGGGCUUUUCCCAGUAUCCUGUCUUUCCCGGGCACGAGAUUGUGGGUGAAGUAACGGAAGUGGGUAGCAAGGUAAAAAAGUUCAAAGUUGGAGAUAAAGUUGGAGUGGGGUGCAUGGUUGGAUCAUGUCACUCGUGUGACAACUGCGCCAAUGAUCUUGAAAAUUAUUGUCCCAAAUUCAUCCUUACUUAUAAUUCCAUCUACUAUGAUGGAACUCCGACAUAUGGAGGUUACUCUGAUAUUUUAGUUGUUAAUGAGCACUUUGUGGUUCGUUGGCCUGAAAAUCUGCCUCUUGAUGCUGGUGCUCCCCUUCUUUGUGCUGGAAUCACAACUUAUAGCGCCUUGAAAUAUUAUGGACUUGACAAGCCUGGAAUGCAUGUGGGUGUAGUGGGUUUAGGUGGAUUGGGACACGUAGGUGUGAAGUUUGCAAAGGCUUUGGGGGUCAAGGUGGCAGUCAUUAGUACAUCCCCAAGCAAGAAAGAGGAGGCCAGUGAACAUUUUGGUGCUGAUUCAUUUUUGGUCAGCCGUGAUCCAGAUCAGAUGCAGGCUGCUAUGGGUACAAUGGAUGGUAUCAUCGACACAGUCUCUGCAGUUCAUCCUCUCCUGCCAUUGCUCGGUCUGUUGAAAUCUAAUGGGAAGCUGGUUGUGGUUAAGUACUUGCAUUUUUUGUACAUCAUAUUAUUCAUGUUCUAUGGUUUUCUAUCUAAUCCUUCCUACUCUACAUUGGUUUAUGGUGUAACAGAGAGAAAGUUAGUGGCUGGAAGUGGCAUUGGGGGGAUGAAGGAGACCCAAGAAAUGAUUGAUUUUGCAGCUGAACACAACAUAACAGUGGACAUUGAGGUUAUUCCAAUGGACUAUGUGAACACUGCUAUGGAGCGUCUUGUGAAAGCUGAUGUUAGAUAUCAAUUCGGGAUUGACGUUGGGAACACACUUAAGGCUGCCUAA
This is a messenger RNA of Ilex paraguariensis (yerba mate), 951 nucleotides long. The record is from the annotation of a GenBank genome assembly. Lineage: Eukaryota; Viridiplantae; Streptophyta; Magnoliopsida; Aquifoliales; Aquifoliaceae.